CUGUUUUAGUGAAAGCGUCUGCAUAUUGUGAAGAAUUUAUAAAUUUUUACAUUGAGAUACAAAAAUCAUAUCAGUAUACUGACAAAGAUCUCUUCAGAAUUUCUAACUGUAAAAAGAAACAAUACAAUUUGAGUCGAUGUUCAAUGGAAGAUGACAUAGCUGUAAUGUGAAGAAUUAAAUCAACAUCUGAAGAAUUACUAAUGUAGUUACAGAUUUAUUUUUUAAUAACAUACCAUAUGAAGAUGAUUCCUACCUGGUUACCUUUUAUGUUGGAACUUUCCUUAUCAUUGCCUUGUGUUUUCACGACAGAGAUCUUAAACACAAGAGCAAAACAAGAUUAUCUUAUGACUCAUAACAGAAUCAAAAGAGGUUGGAUGUGGAACCAAUUUCUUGUUCUAGAGGAACAAGAAUUAAAAGAACCUUUGUAUAUUGGACAGCUCAGAUCGGAUAUUGAUAUCCACGAUGGGACGUUUAAGUAUUUAUUAUCAGGAGAAGGAGCAAAUACAGUUUUUACUAUAGAUGAAAAAACUGGUGCAAUUUAUCUUCUUCAAAAACUUGAUCGAGAAGAAAAGUCCUCAUACAAGCUCAGAGCUCAGGUCAUCAAUGGAUUCACUGGUGUCCCUAUUGAAACAGAAUCUGAAUUUAUUAUUAAAAUUCAGGAUAUAAAUGACAAUGAACCGAAAUUCAUCAAGGAACCAUAUAUGACCACUAUUCCUGAAAUGUCUCCUGAAGGAACAUUUGUCAUGCAAGUGACAGCUACAGAUAAGGAUGACCCCAGUUAUGGAAAUAGUGCCAGAUUGAUAUACAGCAUUCUACAGGGACAGCCACACUUUUCUAUUGAACCAAAAUCAGGUAUAAUUCGUGUUUCUUCCCAAAUGGACAGAGAAGCUAAAGAUCAAUAUUUUGUCACAAUUCAAGCCAAAGACAUGGUUGGUAAUGAUGGGGGCCUAUCAACCACAACAACUGUGACAAUCACCUUGUCUGAUGUUAAUGACAAUCCACCAAAAUUUCAGCAAAAAAUAUAUGACAUGUCAAUCAUAGAAACAGCUGUGGUUGGAGAAAUUGUAGGAACUAUUAUUGCUGAUGAUCGUGACAUUGGAAAAAAUGCAGAAAUGAUCUACGUUCUUGAUGAAAAGGGUGACUUCUCUAUGUUUGAAAUAAUUACUGACGACAUAACCCAAGAAGGUAUUAUUACUUUAAGGAAGGUUAUUGAUUAUGAAACUAAGAGAAGAUACAACAUCCGAGUAAGAGCUAUUAACAAAUACAUAGAUGAACGAUUUAUAAAGAAAGAACUGUCUCAAGAUUAUACCACCAUAAGGAUUAAUGUCGAAGAUGUUGAUGAACCUCCAGUAUUUUCCCAACAUGAAUAUUAUAUGGAAGUCCUUGAAAAUGCUUCUGUUGGUUCUUAUGUUGAUUCUGUGGCUGCAAAAGAUCCUGAUAUUACUCAUAAUCCCAUCAGGUAUGGCAUUUUACAAAAGUAUUCCAGAUUUUUUGACAUUGAUGCUCACAAUGGAUCAAUCACUGUUAUUAAACCUCUUGAUAGAGAGACAACUAAGUGGCAUAAUAUAACAAUUGCUGCAACAGAAACAAAAACUCAGGUAUCCAAAAUACCAGUGUACAUCCAUGUCAUCGAUGUCAAUGACCAUUCUCCUGAAUUCUCAAGAAAAUAUGACAUAUAUGUUUGUGAAGGUUCAAAGCCAAGACAGCCUAUACAAACUGUAAGUGCAGUUGAUAAAGAUGAUCCAGCAUUUGGCCAUUAUUUUUCCUAUUUUUCAUUUCCUGAAGCAACAAAUGAUGCAAAUUUUACUGUCAGAGACAAUCGAGAUAAUACUGCUACAAUUUUAACAGGACGAAAGGGAUUUAACUAUGAAGACAAUCCAUUAUUUUACUUGACAGUUAUAAUAAGUGACAAUGGGACUCCAUCGCUUAGUAGCACUAACACACUGACCAUCAGUGUGUGUGACUGUGGUGUAAAUGGCAAUACAGAAUCAUGUAAAUCCCAAGGAUUUUUAUCAUCUCUUGGACUCAAUGGAGGUGCCUUGAUUGCAAUUUCAAUUGGAGCAUUUUUACUUUUAGUGUUAUCUAUCUUAAUUCUCGUAAAACAGAGAAACAAAAAACAUGAUGCAUUGUUAGAGAAAGGAGAAGACUUCAUGCAGAACUUUGUCAAGUAUGAUGAUGAAGGAGGAGGAGAAGAGGACACAGAAUCAUUUGAUAUUAUAGGACUUAGAAACCGAGCAGUGAUGCGAGAACCUAAGUGCAACAGGAAGAUCAAGAGAGAUAUUCCUAGUCUUUACAGAAUGUCUUUAAGACUUGGUCCAGAUGUAGAUAUAUUUAGAGAAUUCCUUGUUGAAAAAUUAGAAGAGACAAAUACAGAUGUUAAUGCUCUUCCACUUGACACUCUUCACAUCUAUGCAUUUGAAGGGACAGGUUCAAUGUCUGGAUCACUCAGUUCUAUCGAUUCAAUCUGCUCAGAUACUGAACCAUGUUAUAAAAUGCAAGAAAUCAAUAAGUAAAUAUCGGUAAUUUUAUAAUGGCACACAAUAAGUCAAAAGUCAGGGACCACCCAAUUAUUCAUUAGACAUUGCAAGAUGGUUAAUGUUAAUAAAUUCAUGAUGGUAGCCUAGGGGCAGGAAAACCUAUGCAAUAGGUUUAUCCACUGCAUUGCAUUUUUUUUACAUCAUUCAAUAAUGAAGUGGUCUAUAUAUAAAUAUAUUUUUAUUUACAUAUUAAAAGUAUUUUGACAACCAAAUUACAGUUUUAAUUAUAAUAAAUAAAAACAUUAUGAGGAAAAUAGUGAUAUAAUGUUUGAUGAAGAAUUAUAUAUUAAUGGGUCUUACCCCAGUUUUGGUUUAUGGCAAUACUCACAAGUCAACUGGCAGUUUCAUUUUUUACCAUAAUAAUGCAUUAAAAAAUAACUCAGAAUAAAUGUUAAAAAAAAAGAUUGCUACAUAAAUUUGUGCACAAGGUAUUAUAUACUUCUAUGCUAUCCAUUUUUUUCUGAAAUAUGUGCUAUAAAACCAUGCAAAUUAAACACCACCUACAAGCCUAUGAUGUUGAUAUGCUUCAUGGACUCACUCACAUGGUUCACAAAGGUACUAUUUGCUUGUGAGUUAAUUUCUUAGGUUAUUGCACCAUUUUUUUGCCUAUUGCCUAUUAGAUAUUUAUUAAUCACACAUUAUCCCUGUAAAAAUGAAUGAGUUCAAGUUGGAACUACAGUUUUAUGAGUUAAAGUCUUUUGCCAGAUUUGUCAACAGAGAAACUACAGUUGUUCGCUCAAUCAACAUUUUUUUUUGACAAUCUUUAUUUCUGUUUAUUUUGUUUGAUAAAACAAAAUUUCACAGUAUAGCGUUGAACAUAUAACAAGAAUGUAAACAGCAAGGAUGGCCGGUAUGUGACCUUUAGUGAAAAUUACUCAUGCCCGAAGUUGGAAUGCUAUUAGUCAACAGGCAUCUGCUUCAUGUGCUAAGGAGAAGUGCAGGUAGUGAAUAACUACAUAUGGAACCAGGGAUUUGAUAAUCAAGAGAUGGUGGGUGAUCAAUGCCUCCACUAGAGUUACAAUAGGGUAACAUGUCUAUACAUAGAGGCUGUUGGUUUCAAAGUCAGUGAGGCAUCAUCGUGAGUUGUCAUGGGAUGCGGGGGACAGUCGAGUGGUAACUGCCUACCCUCAUCUAUCUCUGUUCUCGUUGGUCGGGGGGAGGGAGGGGUGAGUUCGAGGUCGGUCGCCUGUCAUGGGCAGGCUGAGGGGGGCACUCAUCAGAGGCGAGAGAAGGGGAGAAGAACAGAAGCCAGGGGGUUUAUUCACAUGUGAGUGAGAGAGGAGAGGAAGGAAUAAAAAGUGCCUGAUCCAUUGCUGGCCGUGUACAUCAACCAUGGGGUCUAGGUUCCAGUGUAGGUAUCCAAGCGGCCAUGAAGGGCUGUGGUCAGCGAUUCUAUAAAGUAUAGCUCACUCACCCUGUCCACCCAUUGCUUCCAGAGUGUGGGUAUGAGGGAUUGUGCUGCCAUAAGCAGGUGUUUAGUCAUGGACUUCUUAUAUCUCAUAUCUGUGUGGUGUAGGAGCAUGGGUAGAGGUUGAAUAGGUAGGUCAGAGUCUGUGAUUUCUCUGAUCUUUGUGUUCACCAUUGUCCAAAAGGUGGUGAAAGCCAGGCACAUCCACCAUAUGUGGAACAUUGUUCUGCCCUCCGCUCUGUACCUCCAGCAGUUAUCUGGGGUAUCUGUGUUUCUGCGAUGCAGUAAGGCAGGUAUUCUGUACCAGUUAGAUAGUAGCUUAUAGCUUGUUUCUUGGUAUUUCGAGCUGAUUGAGCAUUUGUGUGUUAACAUGUAGAUUUUAUCCCAGUCUUGUUCAGUUAGAGUUUCUCUCGUCACGCUUUCCCACUUUCCCACUGGACCGUUGGAGUGGAUGCUUCUCCUCCCCUAGGAACAUGUUAUAUAGCAUAGAGAUGUCUUUAGUUGCAUGCUGGCGGAAUGUGCAAAGUGACUCGAAGUGGGUCAGAUACCUGUGUAGGAGACGUUUGUCAGGGCUCCUUGUGUAGUAAGUUCUGAUUUGGUGAUAGCGGUAUUUGUCCAGGCCUGUCGGAGUGGAGUCAGGGAACAUAGUGGCCAGUGGUUUGUGUUGAGCACUAGCACCAGAGGUGAAUAUACCUAAUAAAUAUUUAAGUACUUGUAAUUUUACCAUUUAUACUGAUUUGUUAACUCUUCAUGUGGGUAACCUCAUGUGUUUUUGAGAGUUGAUAUCUGAGGUGUUUUUAACAUUUGGGUUCUACUCUUGAAAAACUGUUUUAGUUAUUCUCUUGACUAGUUCAAUUAAUUAUUUAAUAGUAACAAAAAAAAACAGUGAAAGAAAUCUAUAAUCCCUAUAGUAUUCGUAGGAAAAAAGCCAGCGGUUACAGGCUAUAGACACUAGAAGA
This is a messenger RNA of Pelobates fuscus (common spadefoot toad), 4904 nucleotides long. RefSeq names its product cadherin-19-like. Gene Ontology annotation, molecular function: cadherin binding; calcium ion binding. Gene Ontology annotation, biological process: multicellular organism development; homophilic cell-cell adhesion; cell morphogenesis. Gene Ontology annotation, cellular component: plasma membrane; catenin complex; adherens junction. The coding region runs from base 237 to 2513 and encodes 758 amino acids. The transcript is spliced from 12 exons. The record is from RefSeq and is a predicted model, not a curated record. Lineage: Eukaryota; Metazoa; Chordata; Amphibia; Anura; Pelobatidae.